AUGCUACUUCCGCGGCUUUCGUCCCUUUUGUGCUGGGCUGGCUUGGCCAGCGUGCCUCUGGCCAGCGCCUACGAUGGUGAUGACAAUGUCAAGAGCAUUCCGCUUCGCACGCACAGUCUUUCACCGCCAUACUUGGAUUCCGACUUCCAAAGCCGCUGGUUCGAUUUUGGUGGUGACACGAUAAUUCGCGCCGACAAAUACAUCCGUCUUACGUCCGAUCGCCCGUCGCAGCAGGGAUGGAUCUUUUCUCGUGUGCCUCUGACCGCGACAAACUGGGAGAUCGAGGUUGAAUUCAAGAUCGAAGGGUCCGGCAACUUGCACGGCGAUGGCUUCGCCAUGUGGCUCACCAAGCAGCGCGCCACCCAGGGCCCUGUCUUCGGUUCGACGGAUAACUUUGAGGGUCUGGGUAUCUUCUUUGACACGUACAAGAACAACCGUCCCGGCACUUCGUUCCCCUACGUCAUGGCCAUGAUGGGCGAUGGCCAGACUACCUACGACCAGGCUCACGAUGGAAAGGCCAAUGAACUGGCGGGCUGUUCUGCUCGUGGUCUCCGUGGUGCCUCCAUCCCUACCAAGGCCCGCUUGACUUACUUCCAGGACAAGUCCUUGACCCUGGACCUGCAGUACAAGUCCGAGGACAGCUGGAUUCCCUGCUUCGAGCUGACUGCCCCCGAGUACAACAUCGCUAUUCCCUCCGUUGCCUACCUGGGCUUCUCUGCCGAGACUGGUGAGCUCAGCGAUAACCAUGACAUCAUCUCCGUCAAGGCCCAGAACCUGUACAGCGUUGGUGGCGGCAGCAGUGGCAGCUCUUCCCGCUCGGGCAAGGGCCGUGACACUGGCCGUGUCAAGCGCCGUAAGCAGAAGGGCAGCUGGGGAUGGUUCUUGUUCAAGACUGUUCUGUUCUUUGCUGUGGUUGUGGGAGGUUAUGUCGGGUACACUGCGUACCGCACCAAGCACCGCUACUCGCGGUUCUAG
Messenger RNA from Aspergillus niger, 975 nucleotides. RefSeq lists its product as uncharacterized. NCBI's taxonomy places the organism in Eukaryota, Fungi, Ascomycota, Eurotiomycetes, Eurotiales, Aspergillaceae. The record is from RefSeq and is a predicted model, not a curated record. Gene Ontology annotation, molecular function: D-mannose binding. The transcript has 6 exons. Gene Ontology annotation, biological process: endoplasmic reticulum to Golgi vesicle-mediated transport; endoplasmic reticulum organization; Golgi organization. Gene Ontology annotation, cellular component: COPII-coated ER to Golgi transport vesicle; Golgi membrane; endoplasmic reticulum membrane. Bases 1 to 975 code for a protein of 324 amino acids.